UAAAGAGAUAACGAUAAGAAAUGCUUCCAAUCAAAAUUAAUAGAAAAAAUUAAAAAAAGGAUACUAUGAACAGUGUCAUUAGUUGCCUUGGGGAAGUAAUUAAAACCCUCAUGUGUUCAUCAAAUUCCAAGUUUUGCUCAAGUCAAGAAAACCAGAGAAAACCUCUUUCCACAUUUUGAUCCAAGCUCACUUAAAACCUUUGCCUUAAAAAAAAAAAAAAAUCCUGUUUCCUUCUUUACAUUCAUUUCAUUAUCAACCAAGUGAUAUAAAAGAGUAAUCUUUGUUUGGGUUUUCUGUUCUGGUAGCUUAACUGGAGAGCUAGCUUUCAUGGGGUACUGUCCAAGUUCAAAGAUGUUCAAUAAAGCAAUGGUGAAGUUCUGUGCAAAGCCAAAAACAAAGGCUAAAGGCAUGGUGGAAGAGAGCAAGGAGAAGAAGAAGAUCAAAGGAACAGUCGUUUUGAUGAAAAAAAAUGUGUUGGACAUGAAUGAUCUCAAAGCUUCUUUACUUGAUCGAGUUCAUGAGCUUCUUGGCAAGGGUAUUUCUUUGCAGCUUAUCAGUGCUGUUAAUACCGACCCUGCAAAUGGGAUGCAAGGGAAGCUUGGAAAGCCAGCAUAUUUGGAGAAGUGGGUCGCGACAAUCACGCCAUUAACAGCAGGAGAAACCAGGUUUUCUGUAACAUUUGACUGGGAUGAAUCCAUGGGUGUUCCUGGGGCUUUCAUAAUAAAAAACCAUCACCACAGCCAGAUCUACCUCAGGACAGUCACUCUUGAAGAUGUUCCUGGUCAUGGCCGGCUACAUUUUGUUUGCAAUUCCUGGGUCUAUCCAGCACAUCGCUACAAGUAUGAUCGGGUCUUCUUCUCCAACAAGACCUACCUUCCAUGUCAAACACCUGAACCCUUACGCAAGUAUAGGGAAGAAGAACUAGUAAAUCUCCGAGGAAAUGGAAAAGGAAAGCUCAAAGAAUGGGACAGAGUUUAUGAUUAUGAUUACUACAAUGACUUGGCAAUGCCAGAAAAGGGUGUAAAGUUUACUCGUCCAGUUCUUGGCGGAUCCCUGGAGUGUCCAUAUCCCAGAAGAGGGAGAACAGGUCGGAAACCACACAAAAAAGAUCCCAAUACAGAGAGCAGACUAUUUCUUCUAAGCUUAAACAUUUAUGUUCCACGAGAUGAAAGGUUUAACCUGGUCAAGUUUUCAGAUUUUCUUGCCUAUGCUUUGAAAUCUCUGUUCCAGAUAUUGAUCCCCGAGAUUGCAGCUGUAUGUGACAAAACCUUUAAUGAGUUUGAUUCCUUUCAAGAUGUACUUGAUCUUUAUGAAGGUGGUAUAAAACUACCAAAUGAUGCAACUAUUAAGAAGAUAAGGGAUUGCCUCCCUUGGGAGAUGAUCAGGGAACUUGUUCGUAAUGAUGGUGAGAGAUUGAUGAAAUUCCCAAUGCCUGCUGUGAUCAAAGAGGAUAGGUCUGCUUGGAGGACAGAUGAAGAGUUUGCACGAGAAACUCUAGCUGGAGUCAACCCAGUUAUCAUUAGUCGACUCCAAGAAUUUCCCCCAGCCAGCAAGCUUGAUCCUAAAGCAUAUGGGAACCAGAAAAGUACCAUUACGAAGGAACACAUUGAGAGGAAUAUGAAUGGACUCACUGUGGAAGAAGCUCUAGAGAGAAACAAACUGUUUAUAUUGAAUCAUCAUGAUGCAUUGAUGCCAUACCUGAGGCGGAUAAAUUCCACUAGCACAAAGACUUAUGCCACGAGAACUCUAUUCUUAUUGCAAGAUGAUGACACAUUGAAGCCAUUGGUAAUUGAGUUGAGCUUGCCACAUCCACAAGGAGACAGUCAUGGUGCUGUCAGCAAAGUUUUCACCCCAGCAGAGGACGGUAUUGAAGGUUCAGUCUGGCAGUUGGCCAAAGCUUAUGCUGCUGUGAAUGAUUCUGGCUACCACCAGCUCGUUUGUCAUUGGUUGAAUACCCACGCUGUAAUUGAGCCAUUUAUAAUUGCAAGUAAUAGACAGUUGAGUGUGGUUCACCCCAUAUAUAAGCUCUUGCAUCCCCACUUCCGUGACACAAUGAACAUAAAUGCUUUGGCCCGACAGACCCUCAUCAAUGCUGGCGGGGUGCUUGAGUUGACAGUCUUUCCGGGUAAAUAUGCACUGGAAAUGUCUGCUACUAUUUACAGGAAUUGGGUGUUCACUGACCAGGCUCUCCCUGUUGAUCUAAUAAAGAGAGGAAUAGCGAUUCCAGAUUCAAGCUGCCCCAGUGGCCUCAAACUUCUGAUAGAGGAUUAUCCUUAUGCUGUUGACGGGUUAGAAAUCUGGUCAGCCAUUGAAACUUGGGUCUCUGAGUAUUGCUCUUUCUACUACGCCUCAGAUGAAGUAGUGAAAGAGGAUACUGAAAUCCAAACUUGGUGGACAGAGAUUCGAAAUGAGGGCCAUGGUGAUUUGAAAGACGAACCAUGGUGGCCUGAGGUGAAGACACGAUCUGAGCUCAUUCAAGCAUGCACAAUUAUCAUAUGGAUUGCUUCUGCUUUCCAUGCAGCUGUCAAUUUCGGACAAUACCCUUAUGCUGGCUACCUCCCUAACAGGCCAACAGUUAGCCGUCGAUUCAUGCCAGAACCAGGCACUGCAGAAUAUGAUGAACUUGAGAAGGACCCUGACUUGGCCUUCCUGAAAACAAUCACAGCACAGUUCCAAACUCUGCUUGGUGUGUCCCUUAUAGAGGUUUUAUCCCGGCAUUCGGCCGAUGAAAUAUACCUUGGGCAGAGAGACACUCCUGAAUGGACUACAGAUGCUGAACCGUUAGCUGCAUUUGAAAGAUUCGGAAAGAAGCUGUUAGAAAUCGAAAACAGAAUUAUGGAAAGAAACAAUGACAAUAGACUGAAAAACAGAAUUGGACCAGUGAAGAUGCCGUAUACCUUACUAUAUCCUAACACCUCAGAUUACUCAAGAGAGGGUGGACUUACUGGCAAGGGAAUCCCAAACAGUAUCUCAAUCUAGAUCUUAAAUGCAUAUUCCUGAAGGAAGUACAUAGGCAGCAUCUUUUGUCAAUCUAGUACAAUAGGCUGCCAAUUUGAUUUUGCAUUUUCCUAUUCUGUUUAGUUUAUCCACAUUGAAGGACUGAGUAGUGCAGAUUCUUAGCUAUCUUCUCAAAACAAUAUGUUCUGUGACAACGGCACGGUAUGCCAGUUUUUCUUAAAAAUAGUAUUACUACCAUUAAGAAAAGGUGCAUAUCAUUACCGAUGGAAUGGCAUUACCGACAGAUUGUCGCUAAAAAUGUUUUCAAGAAAAGCGAGUAAUACAGACGGACACCCUGUU
Molecule: messenger RNA, 3297 nt
Organism: Durio zibethinus
Lineage: Eukaryota; Viridiplantae; Streptophyta; Magnoliopsida; Malvales; Malvaceae
Product: putative linoleate 9S-lipoxygenase 5
Biological process (GO): lipid oxidation
Molecular function (GO): oxidoreductase activity, acting on single donors with incorporation of molecular oxygen, incorporation of two atoms of oxygen; metal ion binding; protein binding
Source: RefSeq, a predicted model, not a curated record